AUGUUCGCCAAUACUAUUAGGGCUGCCCUUAGACAGAACACUAGAAUGUUGGCCAUUCCAGCCACAAGAGCUGCCAUUCCUGCUUUCAACAACAGUGCCAGACUCUUUGCUGUGAGAAAUUAUUCUGAUCAUGAUGAUGAGACCUUUGAGGAAUUUUCCGUUAGAUACGAGAAGGAAUUUGAAGAGGCAUACGAUUUGUUUGAGGUUCAGAGAGUCUUGAAUAAUUGCUUCUCAUACGAUUUGGUUCCUUCUCCUUCUGUGAUCGAGAAGGCAUUGAGAGCUUGCAGAAGAGUCAACGAUUAUGCUACUGCUGUUAGAGUCUUUGAAGGAUUGAAAAACAAGGUCGAAAACCCUCAACAAUAUAAGGCUUACCUAGAUGAACUAAAAGAUGUUAGAGAAGAACUUGGUGUUGAUUUGAAGGAGGAGUUAUUCCCAGAACAGGCUUAA
This is a messenger RNA of Brettanomyces nanus, 447 nucleotides long. RefSeq names its product Cytochrome c oxidase subunit 6 (gene COX6). Bases 1 to 447 code for a protein of 148 amino acids. The transcript has a single exon. Gene Ontology annotation, biological process: mitochondrial electron transport, cytochrome c to oxygen. NCBI's taxonomy places the organism in Eukaryota, Fungi, Ascomycota, Pichiomycetes, Pichiales, Pichiaceae. The record is from RefSeq and is a predicted model, not a curated record. Gene Ontology annotation, cellular component: mitochondrial inner membrane.